This is a messenger RNA of Dipodomys ordii (Ord's kangaroo rat), 768 nucleotides long. It is a transcript of the gene Psmb3, whose product is annotated as proteasome (prosome, macropain) subunit, beta type, 3. The transcript is spliced from 6 exons. Gene Ontology annotation, cellular component: proteasome core complex, beta-subunit complex; proteasome core complex. Lineage: Eukaryota; Metazoa; Chordata; Mammalia; Rodentia; Heteromyidae. The coding region runs from base 78 to 695 and encodes 205 amino acids. Gene Ontology annotation, biological process: proteasome-mediated ubiquitin-dependent protein catabolic process. The record is from RefSeq and is a predicted model, not a curated record.
GAGCGUUGGUACAGAAGGAACCAGAACCGGUUCACUGUAAUUGCAGCGGCGAACCCGAUUCCUAUUACACCGCAAUCAUGUCUAUUAUGUCCUAUAACGGAGGGGCCGUCAUGGCCAUGAAGGGGAAAAACUGUGUGGCCAUCGCAGCAGACAGGCGCUUCGGGAUCCAGGCCCAGAUGGUGACUACAGACUUCCAGAAGAUCUUUCCCAUGGGUGACCGGCUGUACAUCGGCCUGGCCGGGCUGGCCACCGACGUUCAGACAGUUGCCCAGCGCCUAAAGUUCCGGCUAAACCUAUAUGAGUUAAAGGAAGGUCGGCAGAUCAAGCCUUACACCCUUAUGAGCAUGGUGGCCAACCUUUUGUAUGAGAAGCGGUUUGGCCCCUACUACACGGAGCCUGUUAUUGCUGGGUUGGAUCCGAAGACCUUCAAGCCCUUCAUUUGCUCUCUGGACCUCAUUGGCUGCCCCAUGGUGACUGACGACUUUGUAGUCAGUGGUACCUGUUCUGAGCAAAUGUACGGGAUGUGUGAGUCCCUCUGGGAACCCAACAUGGACCCAGAACAUCUGUUUGAAACCAUCUCCCAAGCCAUGCUCAACGCUGUGGACCGGGAUGCAGUAUCUGGCAUGGGUGUCAUAGUCCACAUCAUUGAGAAGGACAAGAUCACCACCAGGACGCUGAAGGCCCGAAUGGAUUAGCCCCAUCCCAGAACCCACGCUUGUUUGUUGACUUUUGGUUUUGUUUUUUAAAUAAAAUUGCCUUUCUUUCAUU